Tigriopus californicus is the source of this 3566-nucleotide messenger RNA. RefSeq names its product Krueppel-like factor luna. Lineage: Eukaryota; Metazoa; Arthropoda; Copepoda; Harpacticoida; Harpacticidae. The transcript is spliced from 2 exons. Gene Ontology annotation, molecular function: DNA-binding transcription factor activity, RNA polymerase II-specific; RNA polymerase II cis-regulatory region sequence-specific DNA binding. The record is from RefSeq and is a predicted model, not a curated record. Gene Ontology annotation, biological process: regulation of transcription by RNA polymerase II. The coding region runs from base 329 to 3118 and encodes 929 amino acids.
CCACCGUUGAGAUCUCCCAGUGAAGUUUGGGCUCGUGUGAUGCAUGUAUAGUUUAGGUCAUAAUACAUUCAGUUUUACCGCUGUGACCUGCGCUUUGUGCGGUUUGUUUUGGAAGAAGAGAACAGUGACAAGUGUUUUCUCUUCUUCAUAGAGAUUAAGCUUGGAAUGAGCUAACUAUUGUGUGAAAAAGAGUUCGAUGUGAAACCCAAGCUUGGCAAACUAUGCCUCUUUGUCCAGGCGAUUUGAAGAAUGUCAUUGUCUCUCCAAAACUAGAAUUGUCUCAAAGUUGUGUGGAAAUAGCAGUCAACUUCAGACACGAUCCAAAAUUAUGAAUGAACAAGGUGGAAUGAAUCCCUCGGCAAUUGAAAACACCCCUGCCAGCUCUCAAGAAGGAAGUGGGAGCGAAAAUUAUGCCUUCAACGACGUAUGGCAAGAGUUCGAAAGCUUCCUUUUAAAUGACAACGCCCCUAGCAAUGGGGUCCAGUUGGACCCAUCUUCUGCCGAUACCAGCAAUGUCAUUGCCACUCAUUCCAACGGAACCGCCAUGGAGCUCUGUUCGAAUGCUCUGACGGGUUCAGCAUUGGGGGACAACCAAGCAGAUGGAAAUGGUCCAUUGGCUCCCCAAGCGCUCAAUGUAAAGGCCAUUCAUGACACUAAUCAUGACUUGGACCAACAUAUGAAAGAUAUGGUCGACAUGAAGGUGGCCGAUUGGCGAUCGACCUCAUCGGAUUUAGGUCCAGAUUUCGAGGAUCGAUCUUUUUCAACCGGAGGAAGGGGUUUUGAUGGCUCAAACGCUCUGACAAACUUUGGAUACUCUAGUCCAGAACCCCGCGAGGAUACGCCCCAAUCGUCGCCCGCCUUGACAUGUACCCAUUCUCCCGGGGGCGAUUCUGUGGUAGACUCUUUAAAUGGGUUUUCGGGGUUGACCAUUCCCAAAGUGGAAUCUCCCAACGUUCUUUCACCUCAAACUCAGCAUUCAACCAUGUCACCAUCAUCUGCGCCCGUUUCCUCGUCCAAUUGUCAAGCCACUGCCGAGAUGAGCUUCUUACGGCAGGCUUUGAUGGCCACAACCAAGUGUUUGACCAAGGUUAGAACCUCCAUGGUCACCACAACAAUCUCCAAUCUUUCAACUAGUCCCUCUUCCCUUAAGAACGAUCAAUUUGGUCUAGUCAGUCAUGACCAUCAAACCAUGGAAAUUAUUAAGAAACCCAACUCGCAAAAUCCCAACCAACAUCUCUUGCAUAAUAUCACGGACGAGCCGUUCGCCAACAUAGCUGCCCCUACUGAUGAUGAUUAUCUCGAUAUCGACAUGUUGGUGAAUAGUGCCGUGGAAAAACAUCAAGAAGAGAGUCGCCCUCAGCAGCAGCAGCAGCAGCAGGAGCAGCAGCAACACCAUCAACAACAAUCACAUAGUCAUCGUCAGCAUGAUGAUCCCAGUUCCAGCCAGGCAGUACCUCCAUUGCAACAACCUCCCUCGUAUGAAGACGCCAUGGUCCAUUCCAUUUUGUCUGGAUCCAAAGAAUCUUUCUCCGAAAAACGAGAAGAGGAACACACGGCUUCGCCAUUUGCUCAAAGUUCUUGUCCAGAGGCAUUUCCCAGAGGUCUACUGAGUUUCUCCUUGCCCACAGAACCAUUAACUCGAUCUCAGAUUGCCAAUGCUAGUGGAAAUACAACCAUAUCGGGUGGUCCCAAUUCAGUAGCGAUUGUGCCUCAAAGCACGGUGAUUCAACUACCAUCAAGUAAUAUUAAAGUGGAAAUGGAGGUUCUUGAUCAUCUAUUUCAGAAGGCGACACCAGAGAAGCCACACAAACUUAACAACAACAACAAUAACAAUGAGAAUACUGAUGGUAGUAACAAUGAUAAUAGUAAUAAUAAUCACAACAACAACAACAACAACAACAACAGCAAUCAUGCUAACAAAAAUCAUAUCAACAAUAACAAUUGUGACUUUUUCACUGGCUCUCUGAAGAGUAAGAAAGUGACCAAGAAGCAACGUCCAACCUUUGAAGCUCCACUCUCUGGUGAUUCAAAUUUCUCCCCUAGUUCAGGGUCGGUACCCUCACCGUCCACCACUGCCUCCGCCAAGUCACCCCGCAACCGAAAUGUCAGUGGCCGAGUCGCCCGAAGUCGCAAUCACCGGAACUCCUCGGAGAAACAGGCCUCGACUGUGGCCAAGAAAUCGCGGCAGAUUCUUCCAAAAUCCCCAAAUCAUACCUUAAUCGAUGGUUCAACUACAAACAGGCCAGCAGUGGCCACGAACCCUCCAACCCCUCAGUUCACCUUGCAGUCUGUUUCCAUGUCCAUCAAUGGCCAAACCAGUACCAUCAUGACUUUAGUGCCAAGUACUAGUCAAAUUAGUAACCAAAUGACUCCACCAUCUAGUCCCGAAGAAAAAGAACAAGCUGCCAAGAACAAGGCGGCUGCGGCAGUGGCUUUGGCCGCCGCCGCGGCCACUUCCUCGUCGACAGCGGGGGGAUCCACGAUGCCACUGCCAACGACCAAGCCACCUGAGUUCCAAGUGCCUUCAGCCGUAUUCGCUUCGCUUAGCCCUUUGCCGCAAAACUCAGUCCUGCCCUCCGCCUCCAGCGUACCUGCCAUGCCCCCUCUUCAGCUCAUGUCGCCACCUUCAUCCCCGAACAACAACGCAAUCGUCCCCUCGGACCUCCUCUUCAAGACCGUGACCACUCAAGCGGGCUUGUCCCACAACUGCCUCACCACGGCCAGUAGCAACCGCACCAUUUUGACCGCUUCCUCGACUCUCGGAGGCCAUCCUGCAUUAGUGGCCGGCAUUCUAGCCGCUGAGCAGGAAGUGCUGGAGCGGAAGGCCAAUAUGAAACGAAAGAUGCCCACCCACACGUGUGACUAUCCCGGCUGUGGCAAAAGUUACACGAAAUCCAGUCACUUGAAAGCUCACCUACGGACUCACACGGGGGAAAAGCCUUACGUGUGCACGUGGAAGGAUUGUGGGUGGAAGUUUGCCCGCUCGGAUGAGCUGACCCGACACAUGCGCAAGCACACUGGAGACCGACCAUUUCAGUGCCGCAUGUGCGAACGCGCUUUCUCUCGAUCAGAUCAUUUGGCACUUCAUCUAAAGAGGCAUGACAAUAGCAUCUUGUAGCCGUCUUGUGGCCGUCUUGUGGCCGCACUGCUUCUAAAGAAGAGGGCAUGGUGUCACAUCGAUCACAUCAAUUGAGCACCCAGUCAAGGACACAUCUGCUACUAUGAGUGAAGUGCUAGACCAUGGAGGAAUUAGCAUCAAUCCCAGCAGAGCAGCAUAGAUGAAUUCCACUUUUAACCUUAAUGAUACUUUUUAUACUGCUCAUCAAUCGAUUGGUAAACGUGUAGUCGCCCAAUCGGUUGUUUCAAUUUCUUAUACCUUAUACCUGCAUCAACGACGAGUGAACAAAAAACGAUAUUCAGUGAUCCAAAUUUAAUUGAACGACUUCUACUAUAGGCUGUGCCAAUACCUACUUUAUCAUGAUCAAUUUUAUCGUCACAUCACAGUUUUUAUCUUUAUUAUUAUCGUGUUAAACCAUGUCACAAAAUAUAUAAGUCAUUAAAGCUGA